Molecule: messenger RNA, 505 nt
Organism: Contarinia nasturtii (swede midge)
Lineage: Eukaryota; Metazoa; Arthropoda; Insecta; Diptera; Cecidomyiidae
Product: ribonuclease P protein subunit p14-like
Exons: 2
Coding region: 164-475 (103 amino acids)
Biological process (GO): tRNA 5'-leader removal
Cellular component (GO): ribonuclease P complex
Source: RefSeq, a predicted model, not a curated record
UGGAAUUUUUAACCUAAAAAUUGUGCCAUUGACACAGCUUGAACCAAAUUUUACCGAAUAAAAUUAAAUUUUAUUUCAUUCGUCUUUAAUAUUUUGAAUGGAUUUUUAUUUUGUGCGAAUUCCAAAAAUCUAAAAUGAUUCGCAUUAAUUAAUCAAAAUCGUAAUGAGCGGUUACUUUUAUUUAGAUGUUUUAUUGAAAUUGGCAAGUGAAGCAGAAAAUCCAUUACCAGUUUAUGUGAAAGGCUGUAUUGAACAAUCGUUGCACCGAAUAUUUGGCGAAAUUGGCGGUCAUACAACAGUUGAUGUGCUGAAAUUUGAUGAAAAACGACAUCGUUUGAUUCUACGAGUUCCCGAAGAAUUUUACGUUAAACUAAGAGCCGCACUAACCCUCAUCGAUAAAUUUCAAGGCAUUCCCUGUUAUUUUCACGUUCAAAGCGCAUCACGCGUACUAAUUUCUCUGGUGGACACAUUUUGAAUUGCAACAAAGAAAGUCAUGUCGUUUUGC